UCCUGAGACACUCGUGUCGUGACUUGAGAGUUGAGACUUGAGUCAAAUUAUUUCUGGUUGGAUACGGAAUUGGCAAGAAACAAAGUAGAUGGGGUCCACAUGAAGCAUCAUUCACAUGUGAAGCAUCCCCAAACCCCAACAAUUCGCUCUGAGUUCCGAUGUCCAACGCCGACGAAGACAACGGCGAAGCUGAGGGAAGGCUCCGAAUGAGACCUUCAAACAGCAAUAUCUCCGACGACCAAGAACCAUUCAUGGGAAUCAAGGUCCGACGCAAGGCCUCUCUUUUCAGAGAAUACCUCGGUGACUAUAUCGACGUCCCUUCUCACCCUUUUCUCCUCAAGAUUCUGCAGAAACAAGGGGACAAGAGAGUUCUGUUUGCGGAUAAAGUGUUGAGGGUAACUGGUUCAGGGAAGAUGAAACGGUGCGUUUUGAUGAUUACUGAUUUGGCAAUUUACCUUGUUGACCCUGAAAUCGAUGCCCUUAAACGACGGGUAUCGCUUGCGGCAGUUGAGAAGAUUUGUCUGAGUGAGCUGAGUGAUAAUUUUUUCGCAAUUAUUAUUCCUACGGAGUACGAUUUGCUCAUGGCCAGCACUCGAAAGACUGAGAUUGUUACUGUCAUGGUUGAGGCUUCUAAGAAUGCAUCUGAUUUUGAGCUUGAGGUUGCUUUUUCCAAUAGGUUCGAGUAUAAUGCAGCAUCAGAUUUGGUGAAGGAAAUUCAAUUUGAGCAAGUUCAAGGGGGUGUCAAAACAAGAAUUUUGAGGAAGUGAACUGAGGUUCAUAUUUCCACUUUGCGGUCUGUAAUAUAGAUGUACGAUUGAGUGUUGUGCCAUUAGAUAUUUGUGUCACGGUUGAGAUCCACCUUAAUUUUGAUGUGUAAAAGAAUAUAAUGAGUGAAAGGUAUAUGUGAUUGAGUUUUCAACUUGAAACCAUAUUCUGUGUUGUAUUCAUUGUGUUUAUUUUUGUAGCUAAUAUGAUAUGAUGAUUUAUUGUGGAACUUACUUUCCAUUUGAUGAGCUAGUGGUUUUCCCAUAUGUGGAAAACCUCUGUUCCUAGGCAUAAAGCUUGAUGUAGAGAUUCACUCAUAAAGUAGAAUAAUAUUGCUUUAUGAUACAAGAUGUUC
Messenger RNA from Arachis stenosperma, 1120 nucleotides. RefSeq lists its product as uncharacterized. The record is from RefSeq and is a predicted model, not a curated record. The transcript is spliced from 4 exons. Gene Ontology annotation, cellular component: myosin complex. Bases 159 to 767 code for a protein of 202 amino acids. Lineage: Eukaryota; Viridiplantae; Streptophyta; Magnoliopsida; Fabales; Fabaceae. Gene Ontology annotation, molecular function: cytoskeletal motor activity.